Molecule: messenger RNA, 896 nt
Organism: Catharus ustulatus (Swainson's thrush)
Lineage: Eukaryota; Metazoa; Chordata; Aves; Passeriformes; Turdidae
Gene: COQ7
Product: coenzyme Q7, hydroxylase
Exons: 6
Coding region: 16-678 (220 amino acids)
Biological process (GO): determination of adult lifespan; regulation of reactive oxygen species metabolic process; ubiquinone biosynthetic process
Cellular component (GO): mitochondrial inner membrane; nucleus
Molecular function (GO): 3-demethoxyubiquinol 3-hydroxylase activity
Source: RefSeq, a predicted model, not a curated record
CGUGUGCUGAGCGCCAUGGCGGCGGCCGCGGGUCCGGCUCUGCGGUGCUCGCUGUUACAGCGCCGGCCCCUCCGCUGCGGGCCGGGUCUGCGGCCUGUGCCCGGCGGGGGAGCUUCCCUCAGGCCGUGCAGCACGCGGGUGGCACAGGACGGCAUCAACAAGCCCGUCAUAGACCGCAUCAUCCGCGUGGACCAUGCGGGGGAGUACGGGGCGAACCGCAUCUAUGCGGGGCAAAUGGCCGUGCUGGGCAGGUCCAGCGUGGGGCCCGUCAUCCAGCAAAUGUGGAAUCAAGAAAAAGACCACCUGAAAAAGUUCAAUGAGCUCAUGGUUGCAUAUAGAGUCCGACCUACUGUUCUAUUGCCUUUCUGGAAUGUAGCAGGUUUUGUUUUAGGGGCUGGAAGUGCUUUACUUGGAAAGAAGGGUGCCAUGGCUUGCACAGUGGCUGUGGAAGAGAGUAUAUCAGAGCACUACAACAACCAGAUCCGAACUCUCAUAGAGGAGGAUCCAGAAAAAUACAAAGAACUACUGCAGGUAAUAAAGCAAUUCCGGGAUGAUGAGCAGGAGCACCACGACAUCGGGCUUGAGCACGAUGCAGAAGCUACACCAGCUUAUUCUGUUUUGAAGACAACCAUACAACUUGGAUGCAAAGCUGCAAUAUUUUUAUCAGAAAGAAUUUAGUUACAUUUUCCAUAAUAAUUAUGGCAAUAAAUUGUGACAUAAAAGCAUAUGGAAAUUGUGGAAGACUCAGCUAUUUUAUUCAGCCUUUUAAAUCUUUCUGCACUAAGCACUUGAUUCAGCCAUCCUUUGUCACACUGAUAUAGAUAUUAAAAAAUAUCUAUAACUAAAGUCAGUUGAGCUAAAUAUGAAUAAAGGUGGCAGAAUUGAGUCUGUGUGAA